Rosa rugosa (rugosa rose) is the source of this 2192-nucleotide messenger RNA. RefSeq lists its product as uncharacterized. Bases 46 to 2028 code for a protein of 660 amino acids. Gene Ontology annotation, molecular function: protein binding; ribosome binding; 7S RNA binding. Gene Ontology annotation, biological process: SRP-dependent cotranslational protein targeting to membrane. The transcript has 6 exons. The record is from RefSeq and is a predicted model, not a curated record. Gene Ontology annotation, cellular component: signal recognition particle, endoplasmic reticulum targeting. Lineage: Eukaryota; Viridiplantae; Streptophyta; Magnoliopsida; Rosales; Rosaceae.
AUAGACUCGACCCAGACUCAGCCGAAACCUCUCAGGCCCGACGCCAUGGCUCCCAAGCUCAAAGACAAGCAGCAGAAACCUCCUCCGCCGCCCAUGGAGGAUCUCUUCGCCACUCUCAACGGCCACAUCGAGCAACUCGAAUUCGAGAAAGCGGUCAAAGUCGCAGAUCAAGUUCUGUCGAUUGCUCCUGGCGACGAGGAUGCGAUUAAGUGCAAGGUCGUUGGUUUGAUCAAGGACGAUAAGACCAAAGAGGCGCUUUCCGUGAUUCGAUCUUGCAAGAAUCCUGCUCUGGAUUUCAGCUUCUUCAAGGCAUACUGCUUAUACAGAGAAAACGAGUUAGAUGAAGCUCUUAAAUCCCUGAAAAGCCAAGAGACAACUCCUGCAGCAAUGCUAUUAGAAGCCCAGAUCUUAUUUCGCUUGGGAAAGUUUGAUGCUUGUAUCGACAUAUAUCAGAAGCUUCAAAAGUCCAAAGUUGACUUAUUAGAUACAAAUUAUGUAGCUAGCUUGGUUGCUGCUGGGAGGGCUUCUGAAGUACAAGUUGAAGCACUCAGGGGUAAAGCAAAGAGUAGCUUUGAGCUAGCAUUCAACACUGCCUGUUCUUUGAUUGAAAGCAAUAAGUACACUGAUGCAGAGCAGUUCCUGUUGCUAGCCAGAACAACCGGCCAUGAAGCAUUGCUGGAAGAUGGUGCACCCGAGGAUGAGAUAGAAACUGAAUUGGCGCCAAUAGCUGUCCAGUUGGCCUAUGUUCAGCAGCUCCUUGGGCACAGACAAGAGGCCCUUGAGGCCUACACGCACAUCAUUAAAUCAGAUGUGGGAGAUGAGUUAUCACUUGCAGUGGCAGUCAACAACCUAAUAGCUUUGAGAAGUCCAAAAGAUGUUUCUGAUGGCCUAAAGAAACUUGAUCGAUUAAAACAGAAGGACGACAAGCAAAGCUUCCACCUUACUGGUAAACUGGACUCGAAGCUUUCACCAAAACAAAAAGAAUCAAUAUAUGUGACUCGGGUCCUCUUACUUCUCCAUGCAAAUAAGAUGGAUCAGGCUCGAGAACUUGUUGCUGCACUUCCAGACAUGUUUCCCGAGAGUGUGAUGCCUGUUCUACUUCAGGCCGCACUUUUUGUAAGAGAAAACAAGGCUGGAAAAGCUGAAGAAGUUUUAGCCCAGUUUUCCGAGAAGUUCCCUGAAAAGUCCAAGGUUUUUCUCUUAGCAAGGGCACAGGUUGCUGCUGCUGCCAGCCACCCUCAUAUUGCUGCGGAGUCCCUUUCUAAGAUACCUGAUAUCCAGCACAUGCCUGCUACUGUUGCUACUCUUGUGUCUCUUAAAGAGCGUGCUGGUGACAUUGAUGGCGCUGCUGCUGUGCUUGACGCUGCAAUAAACUGGUGGUCAAAUUCCAUGACCGAGGACAGCAAGCUCAAUGUUUUGAUGCAAGAGGCUGCUUCCUUCAAGCUGAGGCAUGGACGAGAAGAGGAAGCUUCUCGUCUAUAUGAGGAGCUUGUGAAAAGCCAUGGAAGUGUGGAAGCAUUGGUUGGGCUUGUAACUACAGUUGCUCGAGUGGAUGUUAAGAAGGCAGAAGCUUAUGAGCAGAAGCUGAAACCAUUACCAGGUUUGAAGGGGAUCAAUGUGGAUAAUCUAGAGAAGACUUCUGGUGCCAAACAUGAAGAGGGUAUUUCUCAAGUUAAGGUCGCCGAGACAUAUGAGGGGAAGAGCAAGUCAAAGGCAAAGAAAAAGAGAAAGAGAAAGCCAAGAUAUCCUAAAGGGUUUGACCCUGCGAACCCCGGGCCCCCACCGGAUCCAGAAAGGUGGCUUCCCAAGAGAGAAAGAUCAAGUUAUAGGCCUAAGAGAAAGGAUAAGAGAGCAGCUGCUCAAGUACGAGGCUCUCAGGGUUCUGUAGCUAGAGACAAACAUGAAGCUGGUGCCACUUCCAGCAAUGCAAAAUCAAACCAAGCAACCACUUCAAAAGGAGCCUCACAGAAUUCAGUUGCAGAGCCAUCGAAGACUUCAUCCAAGUCAAGAAAAAAGUCCAGGAACUAGUUUAAAGGAUCUAGGUCUAUUUCUUUUGGUUGAUUUUUCCGAAAUGUUGCAGAAUUUUAUUUACUUAAAUUUUAGUGCUCUAGGGUGUAAGCUGAGAGAUUUUGCACGGGCUUUUGCUACUCACUUUUGAUUCAAGACAAUCAAAACUGAAAAGUUUUUUUUUU